AUGACGGCGCUCUCAGACGUUGCCUCCAUGUCUCUUCCCUUGGUGGCAACCAUAGGCAUCGUGCCGCUCGUAUACUAUGUCCUUGAUCGGAUGGCCCCUCUGUGGCCGACAUCCAAGAAGGCUUUUUUGAUAGGCAAGAAGAAGCCAGAAACCGUGACGUCGUUUGAAUGUCCAUACGCCUACAUCCGCCAAAUCUAUGGCAAGUAUCACUGGGAGCCUUUCGUGCAGAAGCUCUCCUCGAGGCUGAAGGAUGCGGACCCAGCCAAGUAUAAGAUGGUCUUGGAAAUCAUGGAUGCGAUCCAUCUGUGUUUGAUGCUGGUCGAUGAUAUCACCGACAACAGCGACUUCCGGAAGGGGAAGCCAGCAGCUCAUAGGAUAUACGGUCCUUCGGAGACGGCAAACCGCGCCUACUAUCGAGUAACGCAGAUUCUCAACGAAACAGUUCAGCGGUUCCCGAAACUGGCUCCAUUCCUACUGCAGAAUCUGGAAGAGAUCCUCGAGGGUCAAGAUCUGUCCCUGAUCUGGCGACGAGACGGACUGAGCAGUCUGUCCACGAAUCCAGAGGAGCGCGUUGCAGCCUAUUGCAAGAUGGCGUCGUUGAAAACGGGAGCUCUCUUCCGGCUGCUGGGACAGUUGGUGAUGGAGAACAAGUCGAUGGAUGAGACGAUGACGACUCUUGCAUGGUGCUCCCAACUCCAGAAUGACUGCAAGAAUGUCUACUCGUCCGAAUACGCCAAAGCCAAAGGCGCGCUUGCCGAAGAUUUACGCAACCAGGAACUCUCCUAUCCGAUUAUCCUCGCGCUAGAAGCCCCCGAAGGACACUGGGUAGCCAGUGCGUUAGAGACCAGCUCCCCACGCAACAUCCGCAAGGCACUCGCCGUGAUUCAGAGCGAGCGGGUGCGCAACGCUUGCUUUACAGAACUCAAGUCUGCGAGUGCCUCGGUCCAGGACUGGUUGGCGAUCUGGGGGCGGAACGAGAAGAUGAAUUUGAAGAGUCAGCAGGCAUAG
This is a messenger RNA of Aspergillus ibericus CBS 121593, 1008 nucleotides long. RefSeq names its product terpenoid synthase. NCBI's taxonomy places the organism in Eukaryota, Fungi, Ascomycota, Eurotiomycetes, Eurotiales, Aspergillaceae. The transcript is spliced from 3 exons. Gene Ontology annotation, biological process: isoprenoid biosynthetic process. Bases 1 to 1008 code for a protein of 335 amino acids. Gene Ontology annotation, molecular function: prenyltransferase activity. The record is from RefSeq and is a predicted model, not a curated record.